Lathyrus oleraceus (garden pea) is the source of this 1938-nucleotide messenger RNA. RefSeq lists its product as uncharacterized. The record is from RefSeq and is a predicted model, not a curated record. NCBI's taxonomy places the organism in Eukaryota, Viridiplantae, Streptophyta, Magnoliopsida, Fabales, Fabaceae. The transcript has 4 exons. The coding region runs from base 1 to 1938 and encodes 645 amino acids.
AUGAAGAAGAGGUCACAUGGGGGCUUCCCAAGGAAAAAAGAGGGGGAAGCAAAUGUUGUGACGGAAGGUGCCCACCCCGAAUAUCAGUUUCCGAUGGUCCCUAUGUCGUACUAUCCAUAUUUGUAUAUCGCUGCAACUCAAUAUCAACAAUCGACGUGUCAGUAUCAACCGCAGAAAGGGAAUAUUGUGCCAAGGGAACUACCAACAGCCUCUCCUCCCUUUCAUCGUAAUCAUAAUCAUAAUGCCUCAUGCGCCUUUCGCGCAGGGUAUAUAGGACACUCCACAGAGGACUCUUGGGCUCUCAAGAAGAGGAUUCAAGAGUUAAUUGAUCAAGAAAUAUUGUCCUUUUCCGAGGAAAACCCCAAUGUGAAGACGGAUCCCCUGCAAAAUCAUGGUGGUUCAGUAGUUAACGUUGUAGUUGAAGAGGAAGCAAAUGAAUCUGUACUGAGAGUCGACGAUGUAAAGACUCAGUUGUCGGUUAUAUUGAAGAGACUUGAGCAGUUUGGGUUUCUAGUAGGUAUACAUGAUGAUUGCGCAGUAUGCGAGUAUGAUCCAGACAAUUGCGAUGAGUUAAGAGGUUAUAACACCAAGGCAGUACCUUGGAAUUAUGAAACAACAACGUAUUUGGGAGGAAAAGAAAUUUGUAUUCCUGACACUGAAAUUGUCAACAUCGCUGGAGCAGGAGGCAUGACUUGCAGUGGCUGUGUAUUCUCUCCAAAAUACACUCCUAGGGUGUCUCCAUCACCCAUAAUUAUCCCGUCUAAGGAGAAGUUCAUUCCUACUCCGACUCCGCAGGCAGGGGCAACUGUACCUGCCACUCCGAACAUGACAAUUGUUCCAGUUCCGACGAAUGUUAUUGAUAACAAAGCUGCAGAAUCAGAAGUGUCUAAAGGUAAAGGGUCGAUGGUUGAGAAUAAGCAAGUUGAAGAUCACAAGAAGAGCAUCACUUUUGAGGAAAGCCAGGAAUUCCUCAAAUUGAUCAAGAAGAGCGACUUUAAGAUCGUCGACCAGUUGAACCAGACUCCCUCCAAAAUAUCCAUUUUGUGUUUGUUGUUGACUUCUGAGGCUCACCGCAAAGCGUUGCUGAAAGUUCUAAAUGCCACUCACGUGAUGCAAGAUAUCACGGUCGAUCAGUUUGACAACGUGGUUGCUAAUAUCACUUCCAGUAGGUAUUUGGGAUUUAAUGAAGUAGAAUUACCUCCUAAGUUUAAAGGGCCCGAGAUGAGGACCAUCACACUGAUUGUCCGAGCUUUUGAUGGCCCCCGAAGGCAGGUUAUUAGGGAAGUUGAUCUGCCCAUCUGUGUUGGGCCUCACCACUUCAGCAUUACCUUCCCAGUCAUGGAUAUCAACCCAGCUUACAGUUGUUUGUUGGGCAGGCCGUGGAUUCAUGCCGCUGGGGCAGUCACCUCUACGCUGCACCAAAGGCUGAAGUUCUUGAUUGACGAUAAACUGGUAAUCGUGUGUGGUGAAGAAGAUCUAUUGGUUAGCGGACUCUCGUCAUUCAUAUAUUUUGAGACAGAUGAAGGAAUUGUUGAGAUUCCACUCCACUAUUUAGAAUUUGAAGAAGUCAGUUCUGCUACCGCCAAUAAUGACCAAUCAUCCGCCAUCAUUCUAUCUUCAGUCAGAAGCGCCAAACAGACAUCGGAGAAAGGCCCACUUUCCGGUUGGGGUAAAGUUGUUGACGUGGCAGAGAAGCGCGACAUAUUUGGUAUCGGUUAUCACCCAGCAACACGCAAGGCGAGCCCAAAGAAGAAGCAAUUCAACCCAGUCAAAUUCAGCAGCGCCGACUUUCAAAAUGAUCAUAAUGUGGCAGUCAUUGGAGAAUCUAGUGACAGCAAACCAGAGACACCUAAUGUCAUACGCAGAUGUCCUCCAGGGUUCAAGCUUCCCAAUUGGACGGCUACCAUGAUUCCCAUAGUGUACUUGGAAAAAACAUAA